AUGGCCACCGACGAGCUGGCCAGCAAGCUGAGCCGCCGCCUCCAGGUCGGGGAGCACAAUGGCGAGGAGGCGGCGGCGGCGGCCGAGCAGGAGCCCGAGCCGCCGGCUCCCCCCGCCGCGGAGCCCGCCUUGGACAGCGGGGCGGGCGGCGAGCUGAGCGCCAAGCUGCAGCGGCGCUCCGAGCUCAACCAAGGCGGCGACCAGACGCAGCUCUCGCCGGGCAGCGGCCACAAGGUCUUCAGCCCCUACACCGAGUUCCGCGAGUUCUCCCGGAGGCAGAUCAAGGACAUGGAGCAGCUUUUCCGCCAGUAUGACGCGGGGAAAGACGGUUUCAUUGACCUGAUGGAACUGAAGCGUAUGAUGGAGAAGCUCGGAGCGCCGCAGACUCACCUGGGGUUGAAAAACAUGAUCAAGGAGGUAGAUGAAGACUUUGAUGGCAAACUGAGCUUCCGAGAGUUCCUCCUGAUUUUCCGCAAAGCCGCCGCAGGGGAACUGGAGGAGGACAGCGGCCUCCACGCCUUAGCCCGCCUGUCGGAGAUCGAUGUCUCAACGGAGGGUGUCAAAGGAGCCAAAAGCUUUUUCGAAGCCAAAGUGCAAGCCAUAAAUGUCACCAGCCGCUUCGAAGAGGAGAUCAAAGCCGAGCAAGAAGAAAAGAAGCGGCAGGCGGAGGAGAUGAAGCAGCGGAAAGCCGCCUUCAAAGAACUGCAGUCAGCGUUCAAGCAGUGACGGGCCCAGGAGGGGCACUGCUGGGCAAGGGGGGGGGGGGCUACAUGUGUCACCCGAGCGGUCCCGGCAGAAUGAUCUCGAGUUGCUAACGGUCGAGGGAUCCCCUGCUUUGUGAACCAGUCCCUCUUUCCUGUGCCUUUCGCAACAGCUUGGUUUGCAGAAGCCCCACAAUCUCCCAUUCGAUCUGCCAUUCCACCACCACCCCCUAAUGUGAACGACUUUGCCGGCCAGUUUUUCUGCAGGCCAAGCUUACGCAAGAAGGCACAGGAGUGGGGUCAAGCUGGGUUUUUCUCAUUCUGGUUAAUUGGCAGCUCCUAGACAGCAGUGCAGGCCAAUUUCGGAAAUAGGGCCUUCCGUAGCUUUUGAAACCUGAAGCCCUUUGGGCUGCACAAACGGGCCUCGUGUACGGCAGCGGUUCCCCGCGACCUGUAAAUACCGCACGCAGAAAUCCUAGAGCCCGCCCUCAUCCGCGUUGCCCGGAUCUGUGUUUUCUUGUGAAUUGACGUGUCUCAAUGUUGGUGGGCGUUCUCUUUAACUCUUUGUAACCGCUUGGUGCGUCCCGAGCCUGGCCCGUUGCACGUUCGACUUGUGAAUCAUUUCAUAUCCCAGCCGGAAGGGUGAGAGCCGGGGUCGUGGGCCGUGGAACCGGCAGGGCCCGGGGGGGGGGUACCCUUGCUCGGGUGGCGAGGGCGCUUGUGCAAAACUGCCUCUUGCCGCUUUGGCGUGCGCAAUCUGCAUUGGAACGAUGCAUCGAUUGGUCACUUUAAAAGUCCCUUUGCUUGAAGCUUUGCCAAAAAUAGAAAACGUUAAAGCUACCCGAGGUAGCAAAGCGAGUAGCCCAGGGGGUCAGGAACACCUCGGUUCCUCUCCAAAACUCUUUCUCUGAGUCUUUUUUCCCCCCUGAGUAUUCUUGACUGUCCACCACUGCCCUGAUGUAGAACAGAAAUUAUGCCCUCUUCACCCGCAUCCUUUCAAAACCAGCUUAAGUUCAUUUGCUUCCCUUUACCCCAGCAUCUGUUUUUAAUGCCAGGAAGCAAUCAGGCCACCUCCCCCACAAUUGCCUGGGUUCCCUUGCAGUUCAGUUGCCCUAGACCAGAGGUGUCAAACUAAUUUGCUAUG
This is a messenger RNA of Gekko japonicus, 1845 nucleotides long. RefSeq names its product EF-hand domain family member D2 (gene EFHD2). The transcript has 4 exons. Gene Ontology annotation, molecular function: calcium ion binding. The record is from RefSeq and is a predicted model, not a curated record. The coding region runs from base 1 to 726 and encodes 241 amino acids. Lineage: Eukaryota; Metazoa; Chordata; Lepidosauria; Squamata; Gekkonidae.